Messenger RNA from Diabrotica virgifera virgifera (western corn rootworm), 8174 nucleotides. RefSeq lists its product as uncharacterized. The record is from RefSeq and is a predicted model, not a curated record. NCBI's taxonomy places the organism in Eukaryota, Metazoa, Arthropoda, Insecta, Coleoptera, Chrysomelidae. The transcript has 25 exons. Gene Ontology annotation, biological process: signal transduction. The coding region runs from base 239 to 6508 and encodes 2089 amino acids.
CAGCAUGCCAAGACUCCCGCCUAAAAUACUCAUGUAGGUACCUAAAGCGAAAACUGUUCAGAAAAACUUCUAAACGUUGUAUUUCUAAUGUUAUCCUUUGAUAGGAAAACAUAGAGCGCACGCCACUGGUACGCUCAGACGAGUUUUUCAUUAUGAAAAAAGAUAACGACAAGCAAAAACUUCGAAAGCUCGCCAAAGCUUAGUUUAAUGAAUAUGAACGUAAAUCAAUAAGCUCAAAAUGUUAAUUUCUAUAUUUUUUGUGAUUUUUCUCAAAUUAGAUUUCAGUUCUCAAGGCGUAAUUCCAUUUAGCUCUUACAUUACCGAAUUGACUGAUAAUCUGAUAGCGAAUCUCCGAGCUGAUCCGUCUCUAAAUGGUGAAUCAUCAUCGUCGGAAUUAUCCGAAACUUCCAAAGAAUUCAUCGACAAACACAUCGAACAAUACAAACGGCUCGUGCUAACUUCUCAGCAAAAGGAGUUUUAUAGAUCAAAGAGGAGUUUGGAUACCGGCUCUGGGGAGGAUGACGGAAGCGAGAGAGAGGAUAGAGUUACAGAGCUGCUGCCGUAUACAAAUAUAUCUUUAUCGCCUUCAAAAGAUGUAAUAUUUUUCCAGCAGAAUUCUCAAUGGUAUCUGGUAUCUUUAGAGACAACCAAUUUAAUCUCAGAUCUUAUGAGAAUUAUGAGAUAUCAGAAUGGUAUCGUUACCUCUAUCAUGGAAGUUAAAAUCCACAAUGGAGAAAGGGUAGCUACGUUCAAUCUGGGAAACAGAACGUUACUAGUCGUAGCUGAGAAUUCACGUGGAGCUAAUCAGGCUACAAACAUCUAUGAGUUCGACUUAAAUGAAGAUUUGAGGCGAAUCCAGCAGUUAGAAGGGGUUGGUUAUACAGAUGUCACCAUAUGGGAGGACAACACGAACGUAUUUAUGUCGCUUGUCGGAUUUAUGGGGAGCUCAGCCGUUUCUACUUCUUCUAUUUCUCGGCUGUACAAGUGGCGCGGCAGGCAUUUUGAUAUCCUGCAGGACAUCCGUGCAGGGGCCACGAGGGUAUCGCCGUUUUCUAUUGGAGAUUCGGCGUUUAUUGGAGUUGCCUACGCUAUAAAUGAAGAUGGUGAGGAAAACGACGACGUCUAUUCGGAGAUAUUGAAAUACAACGUGAACACCGACAAGUAUGAGCUCUUCCAGAAGAUAUUGACGUACGGCUGCGAAGAUAUCAAAUACUUCGAGAUUGAUAUCGAGGAUGAGGAGGAGGAAAGACACAUCGAGAGUUUCCUCGUCGUUGCCAAUUUAUAUCACGAAGAUACCAUUCAGCACGGAAGGUUACCGAAGCCCUCGAUUAUAUAUAAAUACAUGGACAAUUACUUUUAUCCUUUUCAAAGUAUUUACCAAAACGGAGUUGUACAAUGGGAACCGAUUCAGGAUGUCUACGGAACUUCGUUGUUAUUAGGAUUAACUACAAAUGGUAUUACAUCGUACCAAUAUGAUGGUUGGCAUUUUGUAAAAACGUCUAUCAAGUUCAAAGACGAUACUGCCCAGAAAAAUAUGUCCAAUUUUCAGACGAUACAUGGCUUUAAAGUAGCAGAGAAGAACGUUUUAGUUGCAGCUAGUACAACAGAACACGAAACCAAGAUAUUUGAAAUUAGAAUUCCAACAAGUAAUGAAGUAAAAGAAAUGCACGAUCAAUUGUUUAAUUGGUGUGUAGAUAAAAUGAAAGCUUUUGAUGAAGGAGACGAUAAUGUUCUAGGAAAUGUUCGAGAAGAUAAUGUACCAGGGACAGCCUCCCAAACAAGAAAAACUGAUCUAAACGAUCUGAUAACACAACUAAAAGAACAACGAUCCAAACUUACAAUAAUUGAAGAACAAUUACAAAACUCACUACAAUCAUCAGGAAAUCAUACUUUGGACUAUGACUUAAGCGUAAAAACAAUAGCCUCGAACUCUACAGUUGAAUGCGAUGAAAUAAUUGUCGACAGCAUUAACAAAAUCGAUAUAAACAAACUAUUAAACAACACGUUGGACAUAAACGACGAUUUUGAGCUUGAUUCUGAUAUAAAAGUAGAUAUAGUUACAUUCAAAUCCACUGUACUUGCAGUGACAUUCAACAACCAUCCCACUGAUAGUAUUGUCUAUACAAAUUUAAAUCAAAGUCUUCACAAUUUGGUCAUAAAUGGAACCGUAACGUUUAAGGAUGAUGUUAAGAUUAAAAACACUCUCAAUAACAUAACAAUAAGUCAAGAUACGAUACUUCUGAAAAAUGAAGAUCAAAAUUUCGAUAACUUGAGAGCCAGUGCAGUAAGCGCAGAUAGGAUACAAGCAAAAGCGAUGAAUGGUAGACAAAUAGAAAAAAUUAAUGAUACAGAAACAACUACGGCGGCAAUAGAUACUACAAUCUCAAACGAACCCACAACUACCAUCCCCACAACAACUGCCCUCCCGAAGAACACAGUCAAGAAAAUGAAAACAUUGAAAGCCAGAAAUUUGAUAGUGGAUGGACUCAUCAACGAUGUAGAAAUGUCUGUUCUCGAAAAAUACGCCCUAAAGAAAGUCGGGAGGCAAAAUAUUACGGGUCAGUUUUUCUUCGAUAAGAUUGUGACGGAGCAACUUAGUACAGAAUGGCUGACAAAUUCUAAGAUACCAGAUGCCUUGAUAACAAUCAACAGCCCAACCAUUGAGCUUGAAAAAGCAGUUUUUACCCAAAAACUCAAAGUGAAGGAUCUGUUAGUAACACGAAACAUGAAUGGUCUGCAAGUGAACAGAGGCGGUGAGCUUCAAGUUCUAUACAAGAAUGUAUCAGAAGUCCAGCAGAUCAACGGCGAAAAAACCUUCGAUAAUCUCGUACUGUUAAGUCCUCCAGAACUACGUGGCAAGAAAAUGGGCAAAGCGUUUGAUAGAUUCAAUGCAAUAUUGAACGUGACGAAAGAUUUAACUUUAAACAAGACUAUAACGUUAACUGGACCUGUUAUUGUGGAGAGACAUCUAAAAUCCCAAGAUAUUAUUUAUAGAGAGGGUGGAAUUAAUGAAAGAAUAGAUCUUUCUGAAGUAAGUACGAAGCAAACAACUGGAAAAGCUGCAACGGAAAAUACCACAUCUUUAGACUUCGGCAGUACCCAGCAAAAAGACUUCGUCAUACUACAAAAUGGUAGUUCACAUAAACCAGAAGAUAUUCACCGAUUAAACACUGACCCAAAACUAGAAUCUCUUUUAAGGGUAAUACGACAAGGUAUUAAGUUAACAGAUGACAAAAUCGAUGGUACUAUCGAUCUUCGACUACCAUUGAAUGUAAAAGAAGUUGAGGCAGGUCACAUCAAUGGUUUGGAUGCCCAUACAUUUAUUGUGCAAGGAUCUAAUAAAACUGUGGAGAUCAAGGGAUGGAAUACAUUUGAAGGAGAUUUAACGCUUGACGGUGAUACUCAUAUAAUAAAUAUAAAUGGUGUUAAAGCCCAAGAUUUGGAAAAUAACUUUCUCACGGUACAUACAGAUCAAACCAUCAAAGGAAAACACCACAUUAAGCACGUUAUAAUCAACAAAAGCCUAAAAGUUAAUGAUACAAUAAAAUUGGGAAAACACUCCUGGGCCGACGUAGUCAGUGUUGGUGGCAACCAAACCAUCGAAGGAACUCUCACAGUACAAGAUGUUACAGCUACAUCAGUAUCAGUAAAAAAUCUCCAAACCCACGGAAAAAUUAACGGCCUUAAUAUAUCAUCUAUGCUCAAAGACUUAGUACCAAUCGAGGGCGACGUGAAGGUACUUGGCACCAAAACUUUCGAGACCAUCAAUAUAACGCACUUGCUUCUGGACAACAAUUUCGAUCUUAACCAACACAUCAAAGAUCUUAAAUCAAAGAAUUUGGUUCUAAACAACGUCGAUAACUUAGAUGCCGUUACAGCAGAAAAAGUUUAUUUUGGUGAAAGCUGCAAUGGCCUGCCAAAAGAGAAAUUUGAAAACUCUAAAGAAUCAGAAAAUGGUACCAUAAAUGUCGACGAUGAAGAUGAGUUUGAUACUAUUACUGUUCUUGGUACGGUUUUUGUGGAGAAUAAUCAUAUAAACCAUGUCGACAUGGACGACUUUGAGGAAAAUACCGUAAAAAUCGAUGAACCUUUCAAGUUCAACAAUGCAGAUUUUGGCAAACAAAUGGUUGUUUUACCAUCGGUUACCAUUCAUGGACAAAUUGAGAACCUAGAUCUUGACAACAUCUUCGAGAAUGGAAAAAACGAAACUCAAACACUUUUGGAUAAAAUAAUUUUUGAUAAUGUUAUCUUCAUCAAUGGUACUGCAAACAUCAAAGACACACUUAACGGGGUUAACAUGACAGAUCUUUGUGGAAUACUUUCAACUGCAAAAGAACCAAAGACGUUGGUUGUUGAAGGUAAUGUGCACUUCGUAAAGGGCCCGAAGAUUCAAGAGUUCAACGACAAAGAUGCCAGAGAUCUGGACCAAACCAUCUGGUUUACUGAUAGCGCAGCUGUAUUAACUGGUCACCUUAGUCUUAAUGGAAAUGUUACCGCCAGAGAUUCCAUAACAGUCGGUGGUCUCCUAAACGAUAUCAAUCUUGAACACAUCGCCAAAAACUACCUUAGCAAGACCAAGUAUCAGAAAAUUGUAGCCCGUAUUAAUAUAGACAACACUACGAUCUUCACAAGCGAACUGGUGACCCCAGUGGUUGUCGUGAAAGGGCUAAUUAACGACAUAAAACUGGAUCAGUUUCUGAACUCCAGACUCCUACACAGACCUCAGUUGCUCGAAGAGUUGGUUUAUAUCGAAGAAGUAACAACAAAUCAGUUGGAAGGAAAUUAUCUCGUGAACAAAUUGAAUCUAGACACAGAGGUGAUGAGAUACGACAGGCGAAAUGUGAUUACGGGCACCAAGACGUUCAGCAACCUCGACGUCGACGUCCUCAGUCCAGAAAGGAAAGCGUCGGCUGCGAUGAAGACGCCGGCAUCCCGGGUGCAGGAUGUGGAUAUCGGCCAAUGGAUGGAGACGAUUGUCUUAAAUAGUGGAGGGUAUAAGAUCAACGGUAGGAAGAGAUUUAGGGUUAUCGAAACUAAGGAUAGUACAAGUUUGAGAGGUACUUUCAAUGGUCAACAGUUAGAUAGGCACACCAUAAUGAUGAGGAACACAGAUCAGAACAUCACAGGAGUAAAGAUUUUCACCCCCGCUAAAAACAAGGAAGUUUAUUUCAAAGGACUGAAAGUGAAAGGUCGUGUCAAUGGCGAAGAUUUCGAGGAACUGAUUCAUAAUCAGGCCUACAAAAAUAGAGAAAACGUAUUCAACACACCCCUGAAAUUCUGCAACAACAUAACAGCAAGAAACGUCAUAUUCGAGAAGAGGUAUUCAAAUAUCGAUGUACCUGAACUACUAAAUAACAUCACAACACUAGGAACGCUAAACCACAUCAAAGAUAAGUACAAGAGUUUACAAAAUAUGACUGAACAAGUAGAGACGUCACUAAAGGGCCAAGCAUAUUUCCUGGACUACUACAAACCAGCUCUACUAAGUUUCGACAUCGCAGAUCUCAUACCGCUAACCUGUACUACUGGAGAACAGAGGAUAGUGAGUUUUAGAAAUGAAAGUGGUAUCAGCAUAGUGAAAUUUCUGGAAUGGGAUGAAAAACUAGAGAUGUUCGUCAACGCAAGCGCUGAUAGAAGUAUGGGAAGAUACCCGAAUUAUAUUAACGAAUUUUUCAUCGAUAAUUCUGACAAAAUUUAUUUAGAACAGAAGAUGCCGCAGCCGCAAGAAGAUAGCACACAUAUAGGAACAUUCAUGACGUGCAGAAACGGAUCAGUUGUUACCGCUGCUGAAUUUUUUACAAGAGGAACGAUAGUGGACAUGUCUUUCCAACUGAAGUCUCAGGAGACUUGGUGUAUACUCUUUGUAGACUCCAGGUUCGACAUCAACAUUAAUUGUAGAGGAAAGGAUAAAAAAUUUGAACCAAAACAAAUAAUUAAGAAUAAUUCUCCAGUUUUGGCUUCUGUUGUCCAAACCAAUGAUCACCUCUUCUUAGUAACCGUCCAUAAGGACGUCGAAAACAAAACUUCAGUCUGGACACUCAACAAAGACAACCAGUUCGAAGUUUUCCAAAGGUUCCACGAUGGUAAUCCUAUCGGUAUAUCUACGCUUGCGACGGAUCAGGAUAUAUUUGUAGCCAUCGCUUACGAGCAUUUGCCCAAGACAAAAGACUUCGGAAAAGUUAUAAUAAGAAGGUUCGACAACACCCGAAACUCAUUCCUACUCUUCCAAACUAUCCAGAUUCCACUACCUACCAAAGUCCAACUGUUCCUUCUCCCUUCCAAAGAAAUUGUACUCUACGUCGUCACCGAAAAUCCAUCAGAGCCACUGGCGGGCUACCUCUAUAACGGAGUAGAAGGGUUCAAGAAGAAAAUUGGAAGUACUGCAAUUCCAAAGGUUAAAGAUAUCAGAGCCUUUUCGUAUAGAAAUCAACAUUUUGUCGUUAUGCAGCACGCCAAAGACGUUAGCGUGCUUCAAGGAGUUUUUAAAGGAACUAAGAUUGAUAAUUAAACUUUAAAAUGCCCAAUUGGGAAAACAAAUAUACAGUGCCGGCAAAAAAUCUUUAUAGAGUAAAUAAAACAGCCUUGUAGUCGAUGACAAACUGCAUUCUCUUGGGGAUGGAUUGAGCAAGGUUCAAGAAAUAUGCUUCCAUGGCUACCUACGACCUCUUUAACUUCUUCUUCAGCUAAUUUAUAUUGCUCAGUCGACUCUCUUGAAUCUUAUUUUUCAUAAUAUUCGAGGCUUUCUCCAUGGGAUUAAGGUCGGGCGAGUUACUCGGCCAUUCCAAUACGUUGAUAUUGUGAUGAUUCAAGAACUCAAUCACUGUCUUGGCCUUAUGAAGUCCCAUUCGUGAAUUUCCCAAAAGUUCAAUAAAUGUUGUUCUAGCAUAGUCACAUAGUUUCUGUCCCUCAUUGUAACAUUCUUAGGUAAGAAAUACAACCCUGCUCUUCCUUUGUUUCCACUAAACGCACCCCUUACCAUUAUGCUUUCAGGAGAUUUGACGGUUUUAACUGUGAACUUUGGAUCGUACCUUGACGCGGUGAGUACACGACGAACAAAUUUGGAGCUCCUUGUUACUAACCUGAACGUACUUUUGUCACUGAAACUAACCUUUUUCAGUUGUCCAGUGCUGAUACUUUUUCCAGAAAGCUAAUCUUUUUUCCUUCAUUGCUUUUGUAAGCCAGAUCUUCUUUGCAGCAAUUGUCUACUUGGCAAUGUUAGAUCUUUCUGAAGCCGGUGGCGAAUCUUUCUUGUUCAAACGUUCUGAAGAAGAUCAGGAUAUUUAGUUUCGAGUUCCUUGGUAGUUAUGGAAUUGUUUAACAUUACUGAAAGCCUGGUGAUGGUGUCAGUCCUGGAUGAUGAUUUUUUUAGGAACGCCAGGACCAGGAUCUAUUUCUGGAACAGUUCCUGAAGGCAACGACGCAGCCGACCGUUUCUAUUGACACAUUUCCUCUCUUGAAAUACGAAUAUCAUGUGCUAUGGUAAUUACAGACUCACCUUUCUCAAGUAACGUUAAAGCACGAUCUUUUGUUUUCAUUUGUCAGUUUCUUUCAACCCUAUUUUAACUUCAAUUUAGAAUUUCAUAUCUUAAACUUUACUCAAUAAGUUAAAAGAAGUUUAAAUUUGACGACUCGCACAAAACCAACUGCAUGUAGAUUAUAAACGCUCAGAACAAACCAAAGAAACUAAGCGGCCAGUAAACGACAGUUUUUUUGCCGGCACUGUAUAAUAUAAAAUACCGAUACUGUUGUGCAAAAUUCCUUUUGUUAUAUUGUUCGUUUUGUCUUGUAAGUAAAUGUGCAUUUAGAAUAUUUUCUGCUGGUUACUGAACCACAUCGCUUCACUACUUUAUUUUGUAUACAAGAUGCCCUUAUUAAAUGCCGAUGUUGUUUCAGAACUUAUCAUGCCUUUUUAAACAUAAUACAUACUUAUACAUAACAAUAUAGAGUUAUGUUCUUUGAGAAAAAAUAUAGGUAUUAUACUUUUUUAUUAUAUGUUUGAUCUUUCAUUUUGAUAUGAGUUAUUUAAUAUUUCAUCAAUAUGUAAUUAAAAUUCUAUAAAAAAUAUCAUUAACGGGCAUAUUGUAAUUGUUUUUAAUUGUGUAUUGUGUUAAUAAGUUAUAAAUUUGUUUGUUACAUAUGUUAUUGAAAGUUUACAUGUAUUAUUUAAAGCAUUA